This is a messenger RNA of Oryza sativa Japonica Group (Japanese rice), 3676 nucleotides long. The record is from RefSeq and is a predicted model, not a curated record. NCBI's taxonomy places the organism in Eukaryota, Viridiplantae, Streptophyta, Magnoliopsida, Poales, Poaceae.
UGCGGGUGAUCUCUCAGUAGGACCCCAUGAGCUACUGAUUGUUAGUUGUGGUAAAUAUAAGUACAUAUAUUAAAACAUUGUUCCGCGGUUGAGCUUUGACCCACCGGUCAGACCAAUGAACCAAUGAAAGCACUACUGAUUUGACUGCUGGUCCGGUUAUUUUAACUAUGCUUGCAACUGGUAGCAUCUUAAUAAUGUGUAGUAGUAUGCAUGCCUUUUGUGACCUUUUAAAGCCAUGGUUCUCUCUCUUUCUCUGACCAUUUAGGGCUUCAGUAAAUGCUAAGUACUCAGGCAGGCAGAGGUACAAGAAGACAACAUUUUUUUUCUAAUAAUGGAAAGAAAAAACAACUCCUAACAUUUAACAUCUUGCACUAGUUAUUCCUUGAGUCCACUCUAAAGGAGAUCCUCCACUUUCCCUAAAGUAUAUCUGUUAAUUUUAUCUUGUACUGUAUGCGUGUAACAGAAAAAAGAAAAUUGUUAAGUUAAUCAUGCACCAAUCUAGAGGCGUAUUAAGCUAAGUUUUUGGGUACCAAAUAUGUACUUGUCCAAAGUCAACAACAACUAAAGAAACGUUAGCAAUAACGUGUUUGCAAAAGAGAGACUUGCAAAUGGUGUGCAUCUCAAGAAGAGAGACUUGCAUAGUCUCUUCUAGUAAUCAUAUAGUAACACUUGCUAGGACAACUCUAACAUUGUGCCUACCUGCAGAAUAUCUCAGCUCAGCAGCGAUAUGGAGGGAGCCAUGGUAAGCGCUCUGACGGGGGCACUGAACUCUCUUCUCUUCAAGCUCAAUGACCUGCUCGGAAGCGAACACAAAUCUCUCAAAGGGUUAAGGGGGGAGAUCAGGUUCCUCGAGAGCGAGCUUCGCAGCAUGAACUCGAUGCUUGAGAGGCUCGCAGACAUGGAGGAAAUCGAUGCCCAGACAAAGGAGUAGAGGGACAGGGUGCGGGAGAUGGCCUACGACAUCGAGGAUUGCAUCGACCUCUUCGUGCAUCACCUCGGCUCCCUCACCGGGAAAGCCGGGGUCAUCAAGAAGAUGGCAUGGAGAAUCAAGGGGCUACAGUUGUCGCAUCGGAUCAGCGGGCGGAUACAAGAGCUGAAGGCUCGUGUCAUGGACGAGAGCGAUCGGUACAGAAGGUACGACACGAUGAACAUCUCCAGCAUGAGCUCUGAAGCACAUCUGCACAGAGAUGCCUCCGGUUCUAGAACUAGAUCAGUUGAUCCUCGAUUGUCCGCUCUCUACACGGAGGCGGAGAGACUUGUUGGAAUCGAUGGACCAAAGGAUAAGAUCAUCAAAUGGCUAAUGGAUACGCAAGGAGGCAUCUCACAACGGCUCAGAACAAUGGCGAUCGUUGGGUGUGGAGGUUUGGGCAAGACCACACUUGCAAACCAAGUUUACCUUGAAGUUAAAAAUCAGUUUGAUUGCAGCGCUUUUGUGACCGUGUCGCAAAAUCCUGACGUGAAGCAUGUUCUGGCAAAAUUCCUCUCUGAUGUUUCCGGGGCCAUUGGUGGUGCAUUGGCUGAUGAACAUCACUUAAUCAACAAGCUAAGAGAAUACCUCCAGGAUAAAAGAUAUUUUCUUGUCAUUGAUGAUAUAUGGGAUGCACAAACUUGGAGAAUAAUUGAGUGUGCAUUGGUCAAGAACAGUCAAGGUAGCAGAAUAGUCACCACAACACGUAUAAAUGAAAUAGCUAAAUCUUGCUGCUGCUCUUAUGGUGAUCAAGUAUAUGAAAUGAAAGCUCUUUGUGCUACUGACUCCAAAAGAUUGUUUUUCAGAAGAAUUUUCAAUUCUGAUGAAAGGUGCCCUCCUCAAUUGAGGGAAGCUGCCAAUAACAUAUUGAGAAAGUGCGGUGGCUUACCAUUGGCUAUUAUUUCUAUAUCAAGUUUGCUGGCUACCAAACCAAAAUCAUUAGACCAGUGGGAUAAGGUGAAAAGUCGAAUUAAUUAUACACAAGAAAACAGUCCAGAUAUUGAAACAAUGGCAUGGGUUUUAUCUCUCAGCUACUUUGAUCUUCCUCAUCAUCUAAAGACAUGUUUAAUGUAUUUGAGUAUAUUUCCAGAAGAUUAUGUGAUAAAGAAAGAGCGUCUAAUAGGUAGAUGGAUUGCUGAAGGAUUCAUUCAUGCAAAACAAGGGGAAAGCCUAUAUGAGAUAGGAGAGAAUUAUUUCAAUGAGCUCAUCAAUAGGAGCUUGCUCCAGCCAGUAGACAUAGAGGAUGAUGGUCAGGUGCAUGCUUGCCGAGUGCACGAUACCAUCCUUGAUUUCGUCGUGUCCAGAUCAAAUGAAGAAAAUUUUGUUACUAUGGUUGGUGCUUCAGAUCUCACAUCUACUCCAACUGGCAAGAUUCGUCGCCUAUCAUUCCAUAAAAACAGUGAAGGAAGUGUCACAAUGCCAACAUACCUGCUCAGAUCCCAUGUCCGGUCAUUGACGACAUUUUUGCACGCUGGACAGGUGCCUCCUCUUCUGGGUUUUUAUGGUCUGCGUGUGUUGGACCUUGAAAAUUGUAGUGGAUUGAAAAACCAUGAUCUUAAAAGUAUAGGAAGACUAAUUCAGUUGAGGUAUCUGAACAUCAAAGGGACAGAUAUAAGUGAUCUGCCAUGUCAGAUACGGGAACUUCAAUAUCUGGAGACAUUAGACAUCAGAUCAACUCAUGUGAAAGAAUUGCCUUCAGCAAUUGUUCAGCUUCAACGGUUGGCGCAUCUGCUUGUUGAUUGCCAUGUUAAACUACCUGAUGGAAUUGGAAAUAUGCAAGCAUUGGAAGAGCUAACAGGUUUCUCUGUUUUCAUGUAUCCUUCAACAUUUCUGCAAGAGAUAGGAAAGAUCUCCAGUCUAAGGGUGUUGAGGGUAGUUUGGAACUACGUCGACUUUCAAGGAAAUGCAGAAACUUACAGGGAAAAUCUGGCCAUUUCUCUCACCAAGCUAGGCACAUGCUACCUUGAGUCUCUUUCUCUUGAUAUCCAUGGACAUGACGAGGAAGACGAUUUCUCACUACAUUUGUGGACCCUUGCUCCUUGUAGACUCCGGAAAUUAUACAUUGGUCGAUGGCAUCCCAUUUCCAGGAUACCAAACUGGACUGAAUCCCUUGCAAACCUUCAGUACUUGCAUAUAUAUGUCAAAAGAAUUAACCAAGAAGAUCUGAGGAUGCUUGGAAGCAUACCUUCUCUCCUCACUCUAUACCUAUUCUCCGAUGAGGCCCCUAAAGAGAAGCUCACCAUCAGUAGCCAAGGAUUCCAAUCUCUAACAUUCUUUAAGAUUCACUGCUAUCAUAUGGGAUUGGUUUUUGAGGCAGGAUCUAUGGCAAAGCUCGAGUACCUUCAUAUCCUGAUCAGUGCAUUUCAAGUGAAGUCUUGGGAUGGCAGCUUUGAUUUUGGGAUUCAGCAUCUCUACUGCCUCACCAAGGUGUAUGCCUAUAUUAACUGUUAUGGCUUGACCGCUGAGGAGGCUGAAGCUGCAGUGAAUGCCAUUAUGAUUUCUGUUGACACGAUCCCUAAUUGUCCCAAGCUGCAGAUUGAUAGGCGAUAUGCACCCUUGUGAUGAAGAAUAAAUAUUUUUUUUUUGCUAACUGAUGCACAUACUGCUGCUGUGAUCUCAAUUGUUACAUCUAUUUUUCACUUCCAUAUAUAGCUUUGCUCCUGUAAUUUCUUUCAGCAGUAUCAAAUUAAAGGGCUUGAGGUUUGGCAA